Molecule: messenger RNA, 1323 nt
Organism: Nicotiana attenuata
Lineage: Eukaryota; Viridiplantae; Streptophyta; Magnoliopsida; Solanales; Solanaceae
Product: ATP-dependent DNA helicase pif1-like
Exons: 3
Coding region: 1-1323 (440 amino acids)
Biological process (GO): telomere maintenance; DNA repair
Molecular function (GO): DNA helicase activity
Source: RefSeq, a predicted model, not a curated record
AUGGGUCAUAAUGUAAACGAAUAUGAGCUUAUCCCAGAAACAGUUCGACCAUCUAUAUUGGAAAAAGAAGCAAAGGAGGAGCUUCUUUUUAUUGACGGCCCUGGAGGAACUGGAAAAACUUUCUUAUACCAUGCUUUAUUAGCAACUGUACGUAGUAAAGGAUACAUAGCUCUAGCAACUGCUACUUCCGGCGUUGCUGCUUCUAUUCUUCCAGGUGGGCGAACUGCACAUUCACGUUUUAAAAUACCUAUAGACCUUGAUGAAAAUUUCAGCUGCAACAUCAACAAACAAAGUUCAACAGUAGGUCUGAUUCGUGAUGCAAAAUUAAUUGUAUGGGAUGAAGUAUAUAUGGCUAAAAAAAGAAUGCUUGAUGUUAUUGACUUGCUCUUAAAAGAUCUUAUGGAUACAAAUAUUCUAUUUGGGGGAAAAUUAUUGUUUUUGGAAGUGACUUUAGACAAAAUCUUCCAGUUGUUAGAAACGGUAAAAAAAGAAGAUUUUAUUAGUGAAAGUUUGCUAUAUUCUACCAUUUGGGACGAACUUGAAAAAUUGCAACUAUCCGAAAAAAUGAGGGCAAAAACAGAUCCUACUUUUUGUGAUUACCUUAUGAGAAUUGGAAAUGGACAAGAGAGGGUCAACACUAAUAACAAAAUUGAACUUCCAGAUUCGAUGAUUAUUCCUUUUACAACUGAAGAAGAAUCUCUGGACCAUUUAUUCGCUGUGACAUUCUCAAAUGUACACACAUGCUCCUCUAAUCCUUUUUUUGCAGAUUCUCGCGUUGUUCUGACGAUGAAAAAUGAUUUUGUGAAUGAAAUCAACGAUAUUCUUAUAGCAAAAUUUCCAGAAAAAGCAACUACAUUUGUUAGCUUCGACGAAACCGUUGAGCCUAAUGAUCAAAGUCAAUUUGAAGACCUAAUACACAGUUUAAACCCUGCUAGUUUACCUUCUUACAAAUUAACUUUAAAGGAGAAUUGCCCCAUUAUAUUAUUGCGUAAUUUGAAUCCGUAUGAAGGUUUAUGCAAUGGUACACGAUUGAUAUGUUGUGAUAUUAAGAAACAUGUUAUCAGUGCUAAGAUCGCGACAGAACUUGAAAAUUUUGAUGAUGCAAAAGGAACUACGGUACGUAUUGGUAAAAGGAAUAGUGAAGCAAAAUCAGAAGGAUCUCAUGAUGGACCUGGUUAUGUCCUAGUAAUUGGGGUCACUAAUAGACCUGAUGCUAUUGACCAAGCAUGGAGGAGGCCGACCGUGAAAUCGCCUUGGGUAUUCCAGAUGAAAAUGCAACGCGAAAGAGAGGAAGAAAGGGUAAAAUUGUCUUUUUUCUAUUAG